AUGAAGGAUCAAUUUAAUCAAGCUGGAAGUUGUUAUUGUAAUAAAGAAUCUUAUGAACAGUCGGUUGGUGAUAUGUUUCAUAGAGAUUCUUGGGAAGGUUGGACCGGUAAAAAUGGUACCUUUGCUGUUAAUGAUUAUGAAGUUUUUCAAUUUGGAUUGUAA
Funneliformis caledonium is the source of this 162-nucleotide messenger RNA. NCBI's taxonomy places the organism in Eukaryota, Fungi, Glomeromycota, Glomeromycetes, Glomerales, Glomeraceae. The record is from the annotation of a GenBank genome assembly.